This is a messenger RNA of Sesamum indicum (sesame), 1073 nucleotides long. Its product is annotated as NDR1/HIN1-like protein 13. The record is from RefSeq and is a predicted model, not a curated record. Gene Ontology annotation, cellular component: plasma membrane. Lineage: Eukaryota; Viridiplantae; Streptophyta; Magnoliopsida; Lamiales; Pedaliaceae. Gene Ontology annotation, biological process: defense response to other organism.
AUCUCCGAUGGAAUCCCAUAUCUCUUUUUCCUUCAAUUGCCCCAUCUCUCUCUUCCCCCUUCUCUUGACAGGCAUCUAUUGUCAACAAGAGAGGAAGCGAGAAAGACUUGUUCAUCGUCUUCCUCCAAUAACACAUCCCUUCUGUUUUGCUCAAUCAAAAUGUACCACAAUGGACCACCUCCACCUCAGUAUACCAUGCUAGAAAACCAAUAUGGUUAUAGCCCGAACCCAUACGGUCACCAGGCUGCCUACCAGCGCAACGGCCCCCGUUACCCGGCCCCCUACCCUAGGAGCUCAGGGGCGUCGAGCUGCUGCCGCUGCAUUUGCUGCUGCUGCUGCUGUAUCCUUCUCAUUUUCAUCAUCAAUAUUAGCCUCUUCUACGCUGUGUACAGCGUUUACGACCCCCGCCUGCCUAGUUUCAGGAUUGAGGGCUUCGGGGUUAAGUCCUUUAAUAUAUCGCAGGAUUCCAACGUGAUCACCGAGUUUCAGGUCUCCGUCAGAGCUGAGAAUCCGAACAGGAAGAUCUCAUUCAAUUAUGGGGAUGAGAGCUACGUGAAGGUUGUUUAUUUGGGUAUCAAUAUCGGCAACGGGAAUAUCCCGAGUUUCCAUCAACCCACAGAAAACUCCACCCUCAUAAAAAUUGAUAUAAAGGGGAAAGCCGAGUUCGGAGAAGAGGUCCAGAAGGAUUUCGCAGAGAGAAGUGCCAUCCAAAGGAUUCCAAUACUCGUGUUGGUCAAAGUGCCCGUCAACGUCGUGGUGGGGGAGUCCCCCUUGAGAGAGUUUAAGAUCUAUGUCAUUUGUCAUAUGAUUCUUGAUAACUUGGCAGCCGACAAACCGGUUGGGAUCAUAUCCAAAGAGACAAAGUGGAGAUUUGAGCUCUGAUCAUGUUCAUCUAAUUGUGUAUGGGUACGAUCACUUCUUGCAGAGAUCGGGAUUGAAUCAAGUGUGCACAAGGUAAGAAUCUUACAUAAGUAUGUGCGUGGAGGAUUCUUAAUAGAUUUUUGAUCAGUUUCUUGUCAUGUAUUUAUAAACCCAUGUCCUAAUACAGACAAGAAAAAUGUAUAAUUGCAGCA